GUUUAACUUGGCCUUUCCCUGUUUCCCAAUUCUCAAUUACAGGGCAAGUGUCCCAGCGUAAAGAACACGGAACAAAAGAAACGUUUUCCUUUGCUUUCCUUUCUUCUCUCUUUGUCUUCGCUCUUCUUUCCACCACUUUGCAAACCCUAACUUCCUAAUUAGGACUUUUUCUCCCCUGUUUUCUGCUGCAGAAUUAUUGCCAUGGCUAAGAGUUCAUUCAAGAUGGAACACCCUCUUGAAAGGAGGCAGGCUGAAGCAGCUCGCAUAAGAGAAAAGUAUCCUGAUAGAAUUCCAGUAAUUGUUGAAAGGGCUGAGAAGAGUGAUGUUCCUGAUAUUGAUAAGAAAAAGUAUCUGGUUCCUGCUGAUCUAACCGUUGGCCAGUUCGUGUAUGUGGUGCGAAAGAGAAUCAAACUGAGUCCUGAGAAGGCCAUCUUCAUUUUUGUCAAGAACAUUUUACCGCCUACAGCGGCUAUGAUGUCUGCAAUAUAUGAGGAAAAUAAGGAUGAAGAUGGAUUCCUGUAUAUGACUUACAGCGGGGAGAACACAUUUGGGAUAUUGGUGUGAAAUAUUCACAAACGGCAACCAUGUGAAUAGAACUUAAAAAUAACCUUUGUGAAGUAAUCAACUUAGCUGUAAAUUCUUUAAUUCUGUCGUUUGAACAAUCUCUCGGUUAAAGUUAAUCCUUAUGAUUGGUGCAAAUUGCCUUGUGUC
Messenger RNA from Gastrolobium bilobum, 711 nucleotides. RefSeq names its product autophagy-related protein 8C-like. Gene Ontology annotation, biological process: cellular response to nitrogen starvation. Lineage: Eukaryota; Viridiplantae; Streptophyta; Magnoliopsida; Fabales; Fabaceae. The record is from RefSeq and is a predicted model, not a curated record. The transcript has 6 exons. Bases 202 to 564 code for a protein of 120 amino acids.